This is a messenger RNA of Linnemannia hyalina, 1413 nucleotides long. NCBI's taxonomy places the organism in Eukaryota, Fungi, Mortierellomycota, Mortierellomycetes, Mortierellales, Mortierellaceae. The record is from the annotation of a GenBank genome assembly.
AUGCAUGGUUACCGCUCUCAGAACUGGAGCCCUCCUCAGGCUUCGCCCAUCCAGUCGCCUGUGCUCCAGCAGGAUCCCCGACAGUCACAGUACUAUCAGCACCAGGCCUAUGCCUACCAGCCCAUGAUGCAGCCUGGACCCCUCCUUGGUCAGUACCAGCCCCAACCCUACCAGCAGCCUCCCAUGCAUAUGCAGCAGCCCAUGCCACAGCAGUUGGGAGGAGAGGAACAAGUUGACACCAUCCCGACCGCCAUUGUCAUCAAGAACAUUCCAUUCUCAGUUAAGCGCGACUCUCUCCUGGCGAUCCUCGACAACCUCGACAUCCCCAAGCCCUAUGCUUUCAACUACCACUUUGACAAUGGCAUCUUCCGCGGUCUUGCCUUUGCCAACUACCGCACAGCAGAGGAGGCCGACAUGGUUUUCCAGUCUGUCAAUGGAUUCGAGGUCUCGGGACGCAAGUUGAGGGUCGAGUACAAGAAGGUGAUGCCUGCGGCCGAACAGGAGAAGAGAGAUCAGGAAAAGGCCGCUGCCGCCGCCUUGGCUGCCCAGGACGCCCUCCAACGCCGGGAGAUGGAGAUUAUGGAGGCCCAACUGUUGGAGCAGCAGCAGCAACAACAGGAGCGUCAGGAGCGUCAGCGCGAGCUGAUGGAGUUGCAGAGCCGUGAGUUUGACCGCACUCGCAACCGUGCCUCUGCCGCCUUCCUGGAGCGACGCGAUUCAGGACGCAGUCUGUUGGAUCGGGACGAGUCUGUCGCAAACUUGAACCAGCUGGAUCUGAAUGACGGAGAGACACUUGCGUUUUAUGACCGCCUGCUCAUGUUCCGAGGCGAUGCCACCAAAGACGACAUGAUCUUCCCCGAGAACCUGAGUGCCCGUCAGCGCAGGAUCCUGCACUUGAUCGCAGACAAGCUGUCUCUGCACCACUAUACCGAGGGCGAGGGCAACCUUCGCCGCCUCAUCAUCAUGAAGAGUGCCCCUCCAGCUUCUGUCCUCGACUCUGCCGCCCCCAUUCCCGGCACCCCCGGCACCCCUACUAAGCAACGGCCAAUGUCGUUUGCCGGAAGAGGUUCUCUCCGCUCGGAGAGCCCUAUUUACAAGUCCAGAAGCCCACUCCCCGACCUCCCUACUACGACUGGUGCUUCAGCAAUCUAUACCACAACAACCGCGUCUUCGACCACAGGGUCCAACUAUAACCCAUCAACGACCCGGUCGACAGGCUCGAUCUCGCCCACACGGUCGUUGUACCGCAAGUCGAUGGUAUUCGAUGCCGCCGGAGGUAUCAACGGAGUUGCCGGCGGUAACUUGAUAUACCCGAUCCGUCAGCCCAAGGGCCCUGAACCCGGAAAGAUGUUUACUAUCCGUGAUCAGAAGCAGUUGCGCGACGCUACCAUGAUCAAGCCUGCCUUUUUCUAG